AUGCUCCGCCCCGCCCUCCAGACCGCACGUAACGUGCGUGCCGCGCGCUCGUUCCAGACCUCGGCGGCCCGUCGCGCCGCGCACGGCGACUCGAAGUACGACACGCACGAGUCCUUCUUUACCGGCCCCUGGAUCCACGCCGGUAUCCUCUUCGCUUUAGGUGUGACGGCGUACAACUUCCUCCCCGCGCCCAAGGAGGUCGUCGCCGCCCCCGUUGUUAACACGGACGCGCUCGAGGCCGACGCCAAGGACGCUUCGUUGCCGUGGCUCACCCGUUUCCUCUCGGGUCGCAUUGCCGAGACUGCCGACAACAACGACAAGUACAAUGACAAGCACCUUGCGCUUGCUGUCGACGUGGCUGACCAGCGCCUGCUGUUCAACGAGGCUGAGAUGCCCAAGGUUCGCAGGCUUACGUACCCUAGCCUCUUCGAGCAGCAGUCGCCUAACUGCGUCGGCGUCGGUACCGAGGUCAACCUGUCCGACCUGGUGGUCAAGACCGAGGAGCAGUAA
Messenger RNA from Cutaneotrichosporon cavernicola, 510 nucleotides. RefSeq lists its product as uncharacterized. Lineage: Eukaryota; Fungi; Basidiomycota; Tremellomycetes; Trichosporonales; Trichosporonaceae. The record is from RefSeq and is a predicted model, not a curated record. The transcript has 3 exons. The coding region runs from base 1 to 510 and encodes 169 amino acids. Gene Ontology annotation, cellular component: mitochondrion.